AUGGCGGCGGGUGAUGGGGACGUGAAGCUAGGCACCCUGGGGAGUGGCAGCGACAGCAGCAGCGAAGGCAGCAGCGAGAACCCGAGCGGCGCGGGAGCGGAAGGGGGAGGCUGGGCGGCGGCGGCGUUGGCGCUUCUGACGGGGGGCGGGGAGAUGCUGCUGAACGUGGCGCUGGUAGCGCUGGUGCUGUUGGGGGCCUACCGGCUGUGGGUGUGCUGGGGGCGCCGGGGUCUGGGUGCCGGGGCCGGCGCUGGAGAGGAGAGCCCUGCCGCCUCUCUGCCUCGCAUGAAGAAGCGGGACUUCAGCUUGGAGCAGCUGCGCCAGUACGACGGGUCCCGCACUCCGCGCACCCUCCCCGCGGUCAAUGGGAAAGUCUUCGACGUGACCAAAGGCAGCAAGUUCUACGGCCCGGCGGGUCCAUAUGGAAUAUUUGCUGGUAGGGAUGCCUCCAGAGGACUGGCAACAUUUUGCCUAGAUAAAGAUGCACUUAGGGAUGAAUAUGAUGAUCUCUCAGAUUUGAAUGCAGUACAAAUGGAGAGUGUUCGAGAAUGGGAAAUGCAGUUUAAAGAAAAAUAUGAUUAUGUAGGCAGACUCCUAAAACCAGGGGAAGAACCGUCAGAAUACACAGAUGAAGAAGAUACCAAGGAUCACAAUAAACAGGAUUGAACUUUGUAAACAACCAAAGUCAGGGGCCUUCAGAACUGCAAUUCUUACUCCCUUUCACAGAAUGUCCAGCGUCUUUGGGUUUGGUUCACCUGCUGCAAAAAACAUUCAACAGAUUGUGUACAAGAUAAAUGAGUCUCACGGAAGAUUUGAAUACUAGAUGUUAUUUAUGCUGCCAAACUCAUUUGUUUCAGUUGUUUGUAAUGUCUGUUGGGGCUUCAUCAUCCUGAAAUGAAGGAGACAGGGAUUUUUUUAAAGAGCAAGAAAGUCACAAGGUUACUUUUCUCUUUUCUUUCUUUUUCUUUUUUAAAAAAUAUAUCAAAGACAACCAGAUAUGUAUUUGCUACUCAAGUGUACAAAUCU
This is a messenger RNA of Galeopterus variegatus (Sunda flying lemur), 1026 nucleotides long. RefSeq names its product progesterone receptor membrane component 2 (gene PGRMC2). The coding region runs from base 1 to 666 and encodes 221 amino acids. The transcript is spliced from 3 exons. NCBI's taxonomy places the organism in Eukaryota, Metazoa, Chordata, Mammalia, Dermoptera, Cynocephalidae. Gene Ontology annotation, cellular component: membrane; endomembrane system. The record is from RefSeq and is a predicted model, not a curated record.